Messenger RNA from Aspergillus niger, 342 nucleotides. RefSeq lists its product as hypothetical. Lineage: Eukaryota; Fungi; Ascomycota; Eurotiomycetes; Eurotiales; Aspergillaceae. The transcript is spliced from 5 exons. The record is from RefSeq and is a predicted model, not a curated record. Bases 1 to 342 code for a protein of 113 amino acids.
AUGAUUCAGUUCAUUUCCAACGUGUUUGUUUCAUUACAGGACAUUGGUUAUCAACAUCAAGCACUAUCUAGGGAACUAAGGAUGAUGUCUGCCCAGAGGAAUGACAGAUGCCUUGUCGAGAAUCAGUGCCGUGCCUUCCUGAUGCAGGCGAUUGAACAUCUUUGCCUUAGAAGUCCCGAAGAUCACCCAGCCUCCUCGCAGUCUGUGGCUUCAACUGGAGAUCUUGAUAUUGAUGAAAUUAAGAGACACUUAAUCCCAGUCAAUUAUGAUAUGAUGAAAAGGUCCACGUCUUACUACAAUGGCAUGAGGGCGCAGAUACAUCUCCAACCUGCGCAAGGAUGA